Molecule: messenger RNA, 3413 nt
Organism: Lecanosticta acicola
Lineage: Eukaryota; Fungi; Ascomycota; Dothideomycetes; Mycosphaerellales; Mycosphaerellaceae
Source: the annotation of a GenBank genome assembly
AUGGCUUACCGGAGACCGACCACGAGCAUCAGCAGGAUAUCCUCACAGCAGCGAGUUGGCACCCCUUUGGAUCCCGGACGUCCUACCAACACGUGUAAUGUGGACAUCUAUCUCGAUAUCAAGGACCAUGUCCCGCUUGCAGCUGCCAAGUUCUACCUGGACGAGGGCCAAUGCCUAUGGUACAGCGCAACCGACGAGCUCGUCUUGGAACACCUUUUCCCCGCCCACCAUAAAAUCUUCCCGUGGAAGCACGGGGCUUUGAAAGACCUUGGCCACGGCCCACUGACGGUCGCAUUCACCAAAGCUGACAAGGAAGUGUGCAAGGUACAGUGCCACGGCGCUUGCGAAACCCUUCACCAUCCGACAGCACCCAGAUACGACUUCUUGGACGAACGGUCAUACAUGUGCUUUCAGAGUAUGAUCUACGGGAAUCCUACGUGAAGGAACUUGAAGUCGACUUUUUCAAGCCGAGAGAGGGUAAUAACACUGAAUCCCAGUUUCUGAAGAUCUGGGAAACCAUCGACCCUCCGGGACAAUGGACCUUCACCAUACCAUACGCACACACGACCAAUUCUUCUAAGCACGUCGAGCACCCAGAGUUUUGGUUCAAAUGGCUACUGAAGCCCGAGAGAGUAUCGUCUUCCAAGACGGUCAAGCUUGAAUUCAGAAAGCGAAGAAGAGGUUCCUCUGGUGUCGCUCACGAUUGUAAGCGUUCCACUGUGCUUCACCUUUUGCAACAAGUUGACACUCGGCAGCUCGCCCCAGUCCGUCAACCCAUCGUACGCCAACUGGCCUCUUCUCCAGUCCUCGUAGUCUGCUUAAACGUGACUCCUAUUCUUCCGAUCUUUAUAUGCCACAGGAUGACCCCGCGCCAGAAGAAUUCUUGAAGCGGUUCGACCAUGCGACACUGCGCUUCGGCGAUGCUAGCCGUAAUGUCCCACGUGUAACGGCGCUAGUCCUUCACUGACUGGCGACUAGUGCGAAACGAGUACGCGAGUCAUUUCCACGUAUCUCAUGUCCCUCAUCAGGUGUCGCCUAGAGACACUCCUCGGGAGCCUUCGGUUACUUCUGCACCCAGUUUGCGUCUGCCAUCGCCUGUAUGGACCAAUGCGACGACUUCGCCUGACACCCGAGCCCAGGAUACACCCGCAACCAGUGUCGGUGAUAGCGGCAACGUCAGCAUAUCAACUAACGAUACGACUCCACAGCCUCCAGAGUACAGACUGCCAGGUCCUGCGAGGCACCAAUUCGAUUCCCAAGAGGGUGAAUCUUCUUGUACGCUCUCGAAUUCGUCCCAUGAAGAGAAAUAUGGCAGCAACUCUUCGCGAUUCUAUCGCACGCUUCCGAAGGGUCUCGACUGGAUCCGCAUCAUCGCUAUCGAGCCCGGAACUGGUUUACAUAUCACCUGCUCCUUAGAGACCCGCCAGCUGAUGAAAACACCAGAGUACGAAGGACUGUCCUACUGCUGGCAGAAAGGUGGACCCAUGAAACCGAUUGACGCGGGUAAUUUGAAGGGCUUCGAGGUCUCUGAACACCUCUGGAAUGCUCUUCGUAGACUUCGGUUGCGCAAUCGGCGACGACUAGUCUGGGUGGAUGCUAUCUGCAUUAAUCAGGAUGAUAUUGGGGAGAGGAAUCACCAGAUCACACUCAUGCGCAGGAUCUACGCUUCGGCUCUCAGGACCCUGAUUUGGAUUGGCGAUUUCAGCACGGAUUCUCCAACGUGUAUGCGGUGUUAUAGUAAUGCCGGAGAAGAGGGUUUCACUCUGUGCACGAAGACUGGACUCCCGGCGCUCGAGCACGGAGGUAUUGGAGACCUUAAGAAGUACUUAAUCCAGCUUCGACAGAGCGAAGAAGGUCGCAAGUCCGCUGAUGUCUGGUGGAAGCGGCUCUGGUGCGUACAGGAGUUCAAGUACUCAGGAAACACGCCCACCGUGUUUGUGGGUCCACACGCUAUCAGUUGGGGACACUUUGUUGAACUAUUCGACCCCGGAAACAGCCCACUCACGCUUUUCCGCAGGCUUGAAAAAUACUCUGACAGAGACGACCACACCUUGUUCUCCCUCCUAUCCAUGACUGGCCACUUUCGUUGUACUGAUCCUCGUGACCGAGUUUUCGCCUUGCUGGGAAUGUCAAGACCCGCGCCGAAUACAAUCAGGCCAGAGCCAGACUACAGGUCCACAGUAGUCGAGGUCAUAGAAGAUGCUUGUCUGUACCUCAUUCAGGAAGCAGGUACAGUCGACGUGCUUCUGGACGAAAGAGUAGAUCGUACCAAACGGAGUGUGGAUUUCGAUGGCGAGUUCAUGCCCUCGUGGUUACCCGACCUCACUUGCUUGCAGAAACGGCGGGAGACUAUCAAGGGUCCCAAUGACUACAACGCCGGCGGCAACCAGGUCUCGAAGGUGCAAUUAAUAACCAAGGCCCCAAGUGGCAAAACAGAUGCAAUCGAGCGCGACACUGCAAGAACUCUCAUCAUCCGAGCCAUCCCUUUCGACGUCAUCGUCGCACGUACCGAAGAGGAUGACAUUCCACGGCAUGAAGAGUCGAACGAGGGAUGGCUAAUCUACAACAGUCUCCACCGACGAGGAGGAGUCAUUGACAAGAUCUUGAACGUGCUGAAGUACAACUUCGAAGAUCAUCAAGCUCGUGCGAAGGCCAUGCAUCUUCCUCCAGCGCCGUUCUUGGGUCGGCUCAUGCUUGAUUACCUGUUUGAAGACAAGCGAAGCAUCUUCGAAGAGCACGACAGAAGGGCGCGCGGUUACCGCCGAGACGAGGUCAUGACCUAUCGCCGACAAGAAAAGGAGGAUCUCGCUUUCCUCAAAAAGGUUGGAUCGUCUCUCGAUCAAAAGUUCGUGAAGAAGCGCUGGCAUACCAAGAUUGAGAACGCUCAUAACCGCGAUAUCUUCAGACCUGUGCGUCUGCGGACGGCACUGGACAUGAAGGAUGAGACCAUUCUUACGGACUUCAAUGUCGCCCGCGACGUCGGAAAUCUCUUUGCUUAUGCUCGACACACAAGGGACCGAUACUACUACUCCACGAAAACCUUCGAUCCACCCAUGCGCAAGGACGCGCUUCGGAAAAGGACGAUUGACGAGGUCCGUCAGCUGCCCACGCAGUUCAGCGCCCCAGACGACGACAUCGACAGCAUUGAGAUCCACGAGUAUAACGAGAAAAGCCGCGAACGAGACUUUUUCAAGACGGCGGCGGAAUUCAUAGGACUAGGUACGAGCAGCUUAGCAGUAGGAGAUGAGGUCAUUGUUCCUAUCGGAUCUAGUCGCCCCUGGAUUGUCCGCAAGACGCCUGGUCUGGGCGAUGUCACUUAUCGAUUCAUCGGAGAGGCGGUCAUUCCCAUGAUCAUGUCGGAAGGCUGGGCGCAAGUUGCUGCUGAGUCGGCCAAGGACUACUAUAUCAAGUGA